AUGCAACUUGUCGACUAUUUGACUCAAGAGACCACAAUAGAAAGUAAAGAUAUCCUUCUUAUUGUAAUUAGCUCAUGCAUCUAUGCUGUAUGCAGAACAAUGAUCAACCGUCUUGUUCUCCGUCCCUUGACUGCAUUUGUCCCCGUCGAAAAACAAAAAGUUAAAUUCAUUAACCGCGGCUUUGACUUCCUCCAUUACUGUGUUUCAACAAUUUUAGGUACACUCGCAUUCUCUACAAGACCAUAUGCCCACUGCUGGUUCUACAUUCUUGAUUGCAAGCAGUAUUUGGGACAAACAGGCAACGCUUUCCAAUGCAGUGUCCUUGAGAAGAUCUAUUAUAUUUACUUCGCAUCCUACUACGUCUCAGAUAUCCUCUGGAUCCGCACAACAAACGAUGUUGUUAUGUUAAUCUUCCACCACUUCUUCACAUUGUCACUUAUCUUCUCCUGCGUUAUCGUUGCUCGUCCAGUUUACGGUUUGUGCCUCAUGCUCCUUCACGAUUGGGGUGACACCUUCUUAUAUUUAGGAAAGGUCUUGAUUUACCUUGGAAAACCAGGAUAUGCUGAUUACUCUCUCUAUUUCUUUGGCAUCUUGUUCUUCUGGCUCAGAAUUUUCGGCGUCGCUUCCAUUCUUUACACAUUAUAUGCUUACAACUCAGAAAACAAGCAGACAUUACACCCAUAUCUUUAUUACUGUGCUGAUGCCAUGCUUGCCUUCCUUUAUUGUCUCCACCUUAUCUGGGGAUGGGAUAUUCUUCUUGCUGUUAGAAGAGUUUUCAACAAGUCGAUUGAAGCUCAUGAUACAAGAUCCGAUCCAGGCUACAAGCGCACAAAAAUCGAUUAA
Molecule: messenger RNA, 843 nt
Organism: Trichomonas vaginalis G3
Lineage: Eukaryota; Parabasalia; Trichomonadida; Trichomonadidae
Product: sphingosine N-acyltransferase protein
Exons: 1
Coding region: 1-843 (280 amino acids)
Biological process (GO): ceramide biosynthetic process
Cellular component (GO): endoplasmic reticulum; membrane
Molecular function (GO): sphingosine N-acyltransferase activity
Source: RefSeq, a predicted model, not a curated record